CUUCAGAUCUCACUCCAACCAACCGACAGAUCACUCAAGAAGUUGCCGCCUCCUCCACCUCUCAUUCCAUGCGGGUCGGGUUUGUGGAUCAUAUCUACGACCACCCAUCCAUUCCCAGUCCGGCUCACCACCGUUGCUUCCUUCUCUGCUUUCCUAGAUUGGGUCAGGUAUCACUGAUCCUCCACCGCGUCCUCUGGUUAUCCGGGUCUUUGGUUUUUGUUUUUUUUUUUUUUUUUUUUAAGAUGGAAGAUAGAGAAGCUGGAUUACAAGACAGAUUGAGCGAUCUACCAGACUACAUAAUUCACGAAAUCCUUUGUUUCCUCGAGAUUAAUCAAGCGAUCCAAACUUCUGUCUUGUCCAAAAGAUGGAAAAACUUGUGGGCUUCUGUUCCAGACCUGAAUUUCAGCAGCAAAAGUUUUACAGAACAAACGUUUGCUAAGUUUCUCCGAAGAGUUAUGUCCAAAAGGGAAGAUUGCAACGUUCGGAGACUUGACAUGUUUGCCCAUUUGCCUGUUCGUCUCUCAUCAAUGGAGGGUUUGAUAAAUUACGCAGUGGCUCAUCAGGUUGAGGAUUUUCGGUUUGCUUCCAAUGAUGUCCAACCUGUUUCCUUACCAGCAUGCGGUUCCUUGAAGACCCUUUUCUUGUCUCGAUGCAAGUUUGGUGAUUUGCUGACAUCUUUUGGUUUCGGUUUUGUUAAUCUGACCUCGUUGGACUUGUAUGUGUGUUGGUUUUGUUAUUCUGAGAAUGAUUGUGGUGACCCUUUUGCUAGUUGUCGGAAUUUGAGGAGGUUAUGUCUCCGUUAUUGUCGGUUUCCAUCUUUGAAAAGGUUGAAAAUUACUGGGUUUCAGCUGGCUAGCUUAGAAAUUCAAGGGUUCGGGUAUGGUGAUCGAGGGUUACAAGAAGGUUGUGAGGUUGAGAUUUUUGCGCCGAAUCUGUUGUCUUUUGUGUACAAAUUCUCCAAACCAGUGGAUUUCUGUGGGCUUCAUUUUCCAUCUCUUGAUUAUGUUGAGGUCCAUGUUUGGCAACAUGGUACUGAUGAGGCUACUGAUCAUGACAAAAGAAGGGUCAGUCUGUUCUUGAUGAGUAUGUUUGAAGGCUUUGGGAAUGCACAAUCUGUCAAGUUAUAUUGCGAAACCAUUCAGGUUCUUGAUUUGGUUGAUGGAUUGCUAGAACAACAACCUUCUCCCUUUAAAAGAUUGAAGAAAGUAGAUGUGCAAUGUAAUCGUGAAUCAUUCAAGGUACCUGCUCAUGUGACAAACUACUUGCUCGCUGGCACUAUUGGGCAGGAACUACAUCUAGAGGUUAUUGAGCUGAUCGGAACAUGCAAACUGUUGGUGGACCUUUCUUUUUCCUUUUUCCUUCUCUCCCUCCCUCCAAUGCUGACUCCCCUAUCCAUUUGGAGCAUAGAAAUCUAUCAUUUGCUUUUAUAUGUGCAUAUCUAUUUAGUCUUAAUUCCCUCUUUUGCUUUUCUGUUAUCCAGUUCAUAUUGUCUUGACAAUGUUGUGAGGCACUGGCUGAAGAUUUAGUCUAAUGCAUCACCUCUUCAUCUUC
Molecule: messenger RNA, 1551 nt
Organism: Populus euphratica (Euphrates poplar)
Lineage: Eukaryota; Viridiplantae; Streptophyta; Magnoliopsida; Malpighiales; Salicaceae
Product: putative F-box/FBD/LRR-repeat protein At4g03220
Exons: 3
Coding region: 69-1526 (485 amino acids)
Molecular function (GO): protein binding
Source: RefSeq, a predicted model, not a curated record